Messenger RNA from Carica papaya (papaya), 1728 nucleotides. The record is from RefSeq and is a predicted model, not a curated record. Lineage: Eukaryota; Viridiplantae; Streptophyta; Magnoliopsida; Brassicales; Caricaceae.
GGCACAGCACUGCAGGUGAGAUUGACCAAGGGAUGAACAAGAACUUCUUAGUUUGCGCUUACCGCCCAUGGAAACUGGUUUCUAUUUUCCUCGUUUUUUUUUUUAAAUUAAAAACCGGAGCAAGAGAACAUCAAAGGAAAUUUUCAGCUAAUCAACUGAAGAGGAUGACGAGCAUGUGCUUUUCGAUUAUAACUCGAAGAUGUUUCUCGGUUUGGAGCAAACCGGUGGUGGAAAUGGCGGCUAAAGAUGGGGAGCUAAGGGUUUUCAUUAUUUCUGGCGAGGCCUCUGGCGACACCAUUGGCUCUCGUCUCAUGGCAUCUCUCAAGAAGCUCUCUCCUUUUCCUGUCCGUUUCUCAGGUGUAGGAGGGUCCAUGAUGUCGAAUGAAGGACUGAAAUCCCUAUUCCCUAUGGAGGAUAUUGCCGUGAUGGGCAUAUGGGAGCUUUUGCCGCAUCUGUAUAAAUUUAGACUCAAGUUGAAGGAAACAACAGAGGCUGCUUUUAUGUUUAAGCCUCAUGUGGUUGUGACUGUGGAUUCCAAGGGUUUCUGUUUCCGCUUGUUAAAGGAGUUAAGGGCUAGAUACAAUCAGCAACGGUUGGAUGGCCCUCCACACUUCCAUUAUGUAGCACCAUCAUUCUGGGCAUGGAAAGGGGGUGAAGCGAGACUCAGAGGCUUAGCUAAAUUUGUAGACCAUGUGUUUUGCAUACUUCCAAAUGAGGAAAUGGUUUGCCGGUCAAAUGGGCUGGGUGCAACCUUUGUGGGGCAUCCCAUUCUUGAAGAAAUAUUAGAAUGGAACUUGAGAAAACAAAAUAUACCUCAUAAAUGGAAGAUAGAAGGCAAUGGCGAAGACUUUCAAGCUAAAUAUUCAAUUCCUUCAGGUGCCACUGUCAUUUCGGUACUACCUGGAAGCAGGUUACAAGAAGUCACCCGAAUGCUUCCCAUCUUUGCAAGCACUAUGGAGCACUUGAAAGAUUCCUUUUCUGCAUUGGUAACAGUAAUCCAUGUGGCAUCCAAUCUACAUGUGCAGAGCUACAUCAGUAAAGCCCUUCAUGAGUGGCCAGUGCCUUUCAUAUUGAUUCCAGGAGGAUCGCAAAACCUUAAGUAUGAUGCAUUUAGUUCAGCUGCAUUAUGUACUUCUGGAACAGUUGCUGUUGAGCUACAGCUUGCACGGUUGCCAUGUGUUGUCGCAUACCGGGCACAUUUUCUAACUGAAUGGUUUAUUCGUUAUAAAGCAAAAAUAUCAUACAUAUCUCUACCUAAUAUUCUUUUAGAUUCUGCUAUCAGUCCCGAGCUCUAUUUAGCAUGCAACCCUACAAAUCUGGCUGCACUACUGAUGAAAUUGGUUCACAAUGAAGGCUCUAGAGAGGAGCAAGUUGUUAGUGCUGAAAAGAUUAUAAGGCUUUUAUGGCCUUCAGAAAGAACAGUAGACAAUUUGGCAGGGCGGAAUAUGUAUCUGGAGCUUGUCAACCAUGCCCCGAGUACGGUAGCAGCUUCUGUCAUGCUUAGCUAUGUGAAGCCAUGAAAGAUGUGUAGGAAACAAGGUUAUGGAGUUGGAGCUUUUGUUUAUUGGGAUUGAGAAUGAAGAUGUAGACUUAUUUAUUCUCUAUGUUGUGUAAUUUCUUCUUUUGAAAUAGUAAAUUAAAUUAAGUCAACAUUGAGAAUAGACCAUAGUCUACGCAUUUCUAACGUUCGAUUGGGUGCUUAAUAUUCAAUUUGAAAAUAUUUAGAAA